Messenger RNA from Vanessa atalanta (red admiral), 5568 nucleotides. RefSeq lists its product as uncharacterized. The record is from RefSeq and is a predicted model, not a curated record. Gene Ontology annotation, cellular component: nucleus. Gene Ontology annotation, molecular function: nucleosome binding; DNA binding. Bases 172 to 2667 code for a protein of 831 amino acids. The transcript has 9 exons. NCBI's taxonomy places the organism in Eukaryota, Metazoa, Arthropoda, Insecta, Lepidoptera, Nymphalidae.
UUGAUUAUGAUUUGACAUUAAAGACAGGAGCAGAACAGACAUUCACAAUUUCACAUAAGCCAAUGAAGCUAAAAUCGAAACCAAUUAAAAUUUAAAUUAGAAUUGGUAUGAUUUCCUUGCAAUAGCGAUAGUAUGUAAAAUAUAUGGAAAAACGUAAGAUUUCUAAUCGAAAUGGUGAUUCAAAAGACUAGCACUAAUAUAGACGCUAACAAAAACAUAGCAGUUGAUAACACUGCAAGUGGUACAUGGAAUUUCCAAGCGCCAACAAAAAUAAUUAAUAUUCGUACAAACACAGCGGCGACAAUGCAAGCGAAACAGCCUAUUACUCGACAGAUAGCGAUAAGCACAUUGGCGGCUAUGCAUCGAAGAUUCAGUUUGCCAGGUCCUGUUCAGCCACACUCAAGGCCGAUUGCCGAAUUUCGCGCCAGUGCUAACAAGUCCCUUGAUAUGUUGAGACAGACCAUACAAUCUGCAGUGACAAGGGAAAUUGAUCAAGUUAUUAAAAAAUAUUUGGAAAAAUUUUUUGUGCCUGCUGUAAACAACAUUAGAUUGAACUUAGGAGAUGAAUCCGUCAGUGAAGAUCAGGUUCGAGCAGUUUGUCGUGCUAUGUUGGAUGCAACUAGACUGUUAUAUUCCACACCUUCUCGUACAACACAACCAGGUUACGAAACAACUGAUGAUAAUGCUGAUAAUAAACUGACAAAGCAAACACUGCAGAACCCACAAAGUAAAAGGAAGGACACAGAUAUUGAUAUAGACUUUAUAAGAGCAAAGAAAAUAAAACAAGAAGAGAUAAUCGAUGGUGCUUCAUCACCUCUGCCAUCACCAGCUAUCCGGGACCCAGAGAAGUGGAAUCCUGCAAGACUUACGCAAGAUACAUUGUUCAUCAUGGGAUCUCAUGCUCAUAAAGUGCUUGGUCUUGGCAAUUCUCGAGGACGUUUAUAUACAAGACAUGCAGGUUUGUUGAGAUAUCCAGCAGACAGUGUUGACAAAGAGUGGAUAGCCAAUCACAACUUGGUAAAUGCCGUUGGAGGCAAAACUUAUAUAAUGGUAUUGGAGGAUAUUGAAGAACUUGCUAGAAGUGACGCUUAUAAACAUAGCUCCCUACCCUUGCUAGGUGAAUUGACUGGAUUUAAAGUACCACCGUUUAUGUUACGAAAAAUAAAAGGAUACGUAUUAAGACGAUCUUUGAGUGGCGACCUCAACGCUGACAGCCCUCAGCCAUCCACAAGUGUUGUUCAAGAAGAGAAGUUCAAAAUAGAUGACAUCAAGUUGGAGGUGCAUGAUGAUUUUGAUUCUGCCAAUUUUAAUGCAAGUCAGUACAUGACAAAUUCGGAUAACUCAAGAGCCUUUGCAGAGGUGCCGAUGAUGAAAGAGGACACAGAUUUUGCUGAUAUUAAAGUAGAAGACAUAGAUGAUAUAAAAGUAGAUGGUAUAAAAAUGGAGGACUUAGAUGAAAUGAAAGUAGACGGGAUUAAAGUUGAAGAUUUAGAUGUUAAUGAUAUUAAAGUUGAAAAUAUUGAUGAUAUAAAUGUUGAUGCUAUUAAAGUUGAAGAUAUUAAGUUAGAAACUGAUGAUGCAUUUGAUCUCUGUAAACAAGCUGAUGAUGAACAAAGCAAUUUAGUAGAUGGACUUCUAGAAGCUGAUAUAGAAUUCCUAAGCCGAAAUUUAGGGAAUAUUGAAAGUGAUGCCGAUGCGAGGAAAACUAUCGAGAAAUUGACCGGAGCUAAUCCAGAUACGAUUACAUUAGUCGGCGACGAAUUCGACUUGGGAACUACACUCAACACGCAUAACUUUACAGGUAAUCAAAGUACAAAAUGUAUAACCGUAGCUUCAACAACGAGUGGGAUGAUACACAGCGUGCCAGUAGCUCAUAUAGCUCCGCCUCGUAUUACUGGCAGCACUGUCCACUACUACACCAGUUCAGGUGUCCAACCGAGUGGCCAAAGAACUAUACACCAUCUACCACAAGCCACUGUUACUAUACAAAGCAUUCCUGGAUCCAAUUCUCAUAUGAUUCGUGGAAUACCGAUAAAUGCAAAAUCUGGCACAAUAAGCACGGUAGUGUCCCAAGGAACGGGUAGUACGAUCAUCGGCUUCGGAACCCGGACGUCGAACGCGACGAUUAUAGGGACACCGCAGUAUGUGAACGUCUCAUCGAAAUCUUUCCCGACUGGUAAUAUUUUGCACAACGCCAUCGUUUCGAAGAACAUCAUAAAUCGCAACGUGGGAGCGGCUUCUCCGGGAGUGUCCUUCAACGUGACCACAGUAAGACCUUCACACACAACCACGCCAAAAAGCACAGUCGUUACAGCCACAUCAGCGGACUACGAUAACAUUUCCACCACGAAAGAUAUGAUCGAUAACGCUUGUAACUCAUCGCUUAUGUUGAAAAAGGUUUUGACUUUGGGUAGUGCGGCGGCUUCGAAGUCUUUCAUGAUGCACAAUACACAAAAGGUACUGUCGACUGGUUUCGCUAAUGGCGUCACCCCGCCUCCUAAUGUCACCAUUGUUAGUUCGGGGACUAGUGGGGGUAUGUUGAAUAACCCCAACAUAGGCGGUUCGAGUAUGGGAAUUUCAUCUAACGGAAAUUUAAGCGCGACUCAUGCGACUCUCUCCGCUUUAUUGGCUUCAAACGCAGAAAAUGUAAAAGGUAAAAAUAAUUAACUACACAUUCCCGUUUAAGUUUUAUUACUUUGAGCAUUGAUCUCGUUAAUGUUUUUUUUUUUGUUUUAUGUUACAAAUGUGCCGUUUUUUACACAACGAAAGGUUAUGUUUCAUUGGUUAAUUUAAAUUUAAAUAUGUUCAACUGUGAUCUUAUAAGAUCUUUCGAGUUUGUGAUAAAAAUCUCAAGUGAGUAAUUUUAUCUACCUCCUAAGUUACCUGAUGAUUAGUUAGUAGUGUGGAUGUUGUGCCAAAGUAUAUCAUUAUAUCGGUAUUAAAAAAAUAUGUAUUUAAUGUUCUCCUCUCGUAGGUUUGAUCUUGUUUAAUAGUUAUGUGACAAAUAUAUAUUAACAUUUAAGAUAUAUUGUAGUCGGAAAAGCUUCUGAACUUUAUAGAUAAGUAUUUAUUUAGCUUAUAUAGUCCUUUUCAUGUAGGAGUUUAUGAAGCAAUGAUUGAAUUGUAGUUUAAGUCACAAAAAUAUUAAUAAUAUUAUUAAUUUUUUUUGUAACUGUAGAAGGGAAGUUUGAACAACACUUAUUAAUAUGCCCGUAUGGUAAUUGUGCUAAUCAAAAACCGGUAUUAAACCAAUUCAAACCAGACAGAUAAAAUAGUAAUUAAAUUAUUUUGUGUCUGUUUACAAAUUUUACAAAAUCAAUAUUGACCUUGAAAAAUAUGCAUUAUUUAUUUAAGACAAUUUAAUUGAUACAUUCGGUAUUUUUUAAUUUGGUUUUACGAACCUUGUAGGCUAAUGACGUCACUGUAGGAAAACUUUAAAAAAAAUAUUUUGUAUAUUUAAGUGGAGUAAAUAAAAUACUUAAAUUUCGUAUUUUGUGUAGCAUAUUUCGUUGUGGUAAAGGUUGUGAAUACUAAAAGUUUCUUACGAAGGACUAAAGAUUUUAAGUAAAACGGAAUUGAAUAUUUUCACGAUAUCAAUUAAUGUUUAUUUAUUUGCUUGUUUUUAAUGUAAUUAAAUGUUAAUUUACAUUUCGCGCUAUUCAGUAUUAAGUAUUCCAAAGGCUGUGUGUUAUAAUGUUAUUGCUUUAUUUUAUGGGUAUAUUUAAAAAUAUAUUUUUGGAAAUAUUUUUCAUUAACGAAAAAUGUAUUUCAGUAUAAGACUACUUUUUUUUAUUAAAUUUGCGUUAUAUUUCUGAUAAAGUUAUUGGAUACCAAUGUCUGUGUAAACGAUAAAUGAUAAAAUGUCUAUGAAAAGUAAAAAUAACAAUAAUAAUUUUCUUACACAAAAGACAAUUUUAAAAUGUUUGAUUAAUCAAUUAUCGGGAUAUAAAAAGACUUAAAUUAUUUUACAAUGUUAUCUAUUUUAUGUUAGGGCGCUUCUAUGCUUUGUUUGUGGCAAUAUUAUUUUAUAUGCUUUAAUAUCAAAAACGAAAAGACUGCAUAUUUAUUUAUUUGUGAUACAACUGCUUAAGCAGCUUUCCGUGCAAUUUUGCUUUUUAAAUUAGUUUAAAUGUUGACAAUGCUUUUUUAUCUAUGUUUUUAUUGUCUAUGGAAUUUAAUGUCGCCAUAUAAAUUCUUGCUUAGCUUUAAAAUGUAUUCCAAUAUUAGAUUUAAAUUAUGAUCGUGUGGUUUGGCUGUUCAAUGUGAUUGAUGUCUUAUUAAAAUGCUUUAUUGUGUAUUUUCAGACGUUUUUACUAUACGAUAAUCGGCUACGUUAUUUAAAUGUCAGACUAAACGCAUCUUUAUUUAUUUUUUUGGUAUAAUAUUCGAAAGGUACCUUAACUCUGCCAGAGUUGAAUUAUAGUUUGACUGUAAAUAAAAGGUAAUACCGAUUUUGUCUUUGGUUUGGUUGGUGUAUUUCGAUACGUCGUUAUAGUAAAAACGAAUUAUUGGAACGUUCGCUUUUGAUGUCGUUCAGAAAUGUGGUUGUGAAUGUUGAGAACAAUUUUUUGAAUUUAACUUUUUAAAUGUUAUUUUGAAAUUGUCAGUAUUAAUAAAUCGUUUUCGUUCUGUGUAUUAUUGCUCAAUAUUUUGUUUUAUAUUCUCGAUGUUUAUUUUUUUUUUUUGUUAAUUGUCAUUUUAGGAUUAAAACGUUCGAUUAAAGGCAAUGGUGAUUUAACCCGUAAUGCAGGUAAAAUACUGAGGAAAAAGUUACAUAAUAAUAAUUAUUUUUUGUAUUUCCAUUUAAAUGUUUUUUAUAUUAAAAGAUUUUUACAGUCCAAUAAUUUUAUACAAAUAUUUUAGUCUGAAUUUUGAUCAUGAUUUUACUAUUUUGUUUGAUUAAUUUUGUUAUUGUGGUUUAAGUCAAAGAUAAAUCUUUUUAAAUAUAUAAUAUAUUUGAUUUCAACUCUAUGUCAAAGAUUGCAACUUCAUUUAUCUGAAUAUUUUGCACACAUUAUUGUAUAGAUUUAUUCACACGAAGGCGCGCUCCUCCGUGUUAUUACAUAUUAUUACCGGUGUGCAUUUGUAUGUGUGAAUGACUCUUGUACUUACAAAAUUACUUAUGGUUGUGUAUAGGUCAAAUUUCGCAGCAGAAUUUGAAGUCACUUUUAUCCGACUUUCUAUUGAGCUAAAUAUUUGCAAGUAAUUUUUGGUCAAUAGAAUUCAUAUUUUUUUUUAUUAAUUUCAUCUGUACUUUGCACUGAUACAUGUACAAAAUACAAAACCUGUUUUAUUUUUUUUCUAAUUUAUAGUUAUUAAUACACAAGGGACACACAAAGGACCGUCGAAUAUGGACUUUGACCUAAUUUCAAUAAAUUAAAUUUAACAAAUCAAAUGAAAUUAUUUCGAAAAUUGCGGGGUAAAUCACACUUGUUCAAUUUUUAUUCAUUCAAUUUGCUUAUUAUACUUUUAAAGACUUGUAUUUUAUUUGUUCUUAUGAAUGUUAUUAUUAGCACAUUUUCGCUCUUUAUUAUUAUUUAUAUUUAUUGUUUAGGUGUAAGUCGUUUC